This is a messenger RNA of Lolium rigidum, 2382 nucleotides long. Its product is annotated as YTH domain-containing protein ECT1-like. NCBI's taxonomy places the organism in Eukaryota, Viridiplantae, Streptophyta, Magnoliopsida, Poales, Poaceae. The record is from RefSeq and is a predicted model, not a curated record. Gene Ontology annotation, molecular function: mRNA binding. The transcript is spliced from 9 exons. Gene Ontology annotation, cellular component: cytoplasm. Bases 149 to 1939 code for a protein of 596 amino acids. Gene Ontology annotation, biological process: mRNA destabilization.
UACGCACCACCGUCAAACCCGACGGGGCCCGUCCUCGCCGACCGCCGCCGGCCUCCGCGUCUCCCCCAGCCGGAGCACGCACCUACGCCGCCCCUACCUCCUCCCCGCUCCGCGCUCCCCUCCUCCUCCUCGCCCCGCCGGCCGGAACAUGGCGUCCACCGGAGGAGAUCCGUCCGGAUUCGUCGAUUGCGCAAUUCCGCUGCAAUCAGAAAUUGUAGUUGAUAAUAACCCUUCGAAGAGUGUAAAUACCAAAGAGCAGAUUAAUUCUAUUACAGCUGAGAAAACAAGUGCUACCACUGCGCGUGGCUCUACCUCCCUAAAGUCGCCAAAAGGUGCACAGGAGAAGGCUAGUUUUUUGGGAAAAGCUGGAGAACAGCCUUAUGUCUACCAGCCCAAUGUGUAUGCACCACAGCCACAGGCAGUCUAUUCUGGAGGAUACAUGAAUCCUUCAGGGCAGUGGGAAGAGUAUCCCUAUUAUGUGAGUAUGGAAGGACUCCAUUCUGCGUCGCCUUUCUACGAUGGUAACCAGUCAGUCAUGCUAUCUCCUGGGUAUGCGAACAACCCCCAAAUGAUGUAUGGAGCUUAUUCUCCUGUUUCAAAUGUUGGAGAUGGCCAGUCCUACUCCCCAAUGCACUUCCCCUUCUCAACUCCUUACUACCAGCCUCCGGCUUCUCCUAGUAUGGGAUACUCAAAUUCCGGUACUGGAAUGUCUCAAGGAGACCCUAUGCUUCAGCAAGAAUACUUCCUUCCUGAUGGCCUUUUGUAUUCACCAACAGCCGCGUACCACCAACCAUUUGGGUCAUACAACAGAGGAGCAACGCAACCGAGCAAUGCUCCAGGACUCUAUGGGCAAGGGAAUGUACCACUGGCUUCUGGAAUGCAGCAUGGAUCAAUGUAUGGUUCUGGAUCCUACAAGCCACGCCAACAAACUGGUAAAUAUGGAGGCGCUACUCCAAAUUGGAGUUCUGCUGGUCGCAGAUAUAAUAAUUUUGAUUAUAGCUCCAGUCAACAAAGGGUGCCAUUUGGUAUCCAGAAUGGUUCUCUGGAGUUUCUGAAUGAGCAAAACCGUGGCCCACGUGCUGCAAAACCAAAGAAACAAGACACGGAAAAUUCUUCAGUGGAGGACAAAAGCGAGAAACCCACUCCAUUGGUUGAUAGUGAACUGUACAACCGUCCUGAUUUUGUCACUGAGUACAAGGAUGCGAAAUUCUUUGUAAUUAAAUCAUACACGGAGGACCAUGUACAUAGGAGCAUUAAGUACAAUGUUUGGGCCAGCACAGCUAGCGGGAAUAGAAAGCUGGAUUCAGCUUAUCGUGCGGCCAAAGAUAAAGAAGACCAUUGCCCUAUUUUCUUGUUUUUCUCGGUUAAUGGGAGUGGUCAGUUCUGCGGUGUGGCUGAGAUGAUUGGACCUGUUGACUUUGACAGAAGUGUUGAUUAUUGGCAGCAAGACAAGUGGAGUGGCCAGUUUCCUGUGAAGUGGCACAUUGUCAAGGAUGUUCCGAACAAUUUACUGCGGCACAUCACUCUUGAGAACAAUGAUAACAAACCUGUAACAAACAGCAGAGACACCCAGGAGGUGAAGCUGGAGUAUGGUCUCCAGAUGUUAACCAUCUUCAAGAAUCAUGAGGCAGAGACAACCAUCGUGGAGGACUUCGACUUCUAUGAGCAACGCGAGAAAGCCUUGAAGGAAAAUAGGCGUCAGCAGCAGCCGGGCAGCACAGAGCCCCUGAAGCCAACAGACGCUAAGGUCAUGGGAGAUUCUAUUGCUCUUAUCUCUGACAAAUUUUCUCGGACCGUCCAGCUGAAGGAAACUGAGAAAAGUGACAACAAACUGAGAGCUGAGGGUGCCAUCUCAGCGGGUGAUGCACAGACAGCUACCGUCAAGGCUGAAGAAAGCAAGGCGAAGAAAAGCGUAAGCCCUGUGGAGGAAAGCAGUUGAUUUAUCCAUCUCCGUGCAGUUUACUAGUUUGGAGCAGCAGUUGGUUGGAGUCAAAUGUGGAGGUGAGGAGGGAAAAAGGGUGGUUGGUUGGAGUCAAAGUGGGCUGCUGCUUCAGUUGUACAACAUCAUAGGCUUUGUUUCACUACCAUUUAGGUUAUAGUUUCAAUAUCCAAUAGUUUCAAAGUUCUUGUUCGGGGUUUCCUGCUUCUGUGUCUUUUAUUUUCUUCCUUGUCUCCUUUCGUUUUGCUUGUGUCGUGUUGUCGUGAAUGCUGUCCAGUUUUAGUGCCUUCUCAUCUCCUCCUUUCGUUUUACUCGUGUCAGUGUCAUGAAUGAUGUCCCGUUUUUAGUGGUACCUGCGUCUGUGUUGUGAAUGCUGUUCACUUUUAGUGUCUCUGGCCAUAAAUGGCAGAUUUAUGCAGCAAAGAGCAUUCCAUACUCUGCAA